Messenger RNA from Arabis nemorensis, 474 nucleotides. The record is from the annotation of a GenBank genome assembly. Lineage: Eukaryota; Viridiplantae; Streptophyta; Magnoliopsida; Brassicales; Brassicaceae.
AUGUGUCUCCUGGUGAUAUCAACCAGAGAUCUCAGGAUGCUUCGGAUAUUUGUUGCGUCAACAGGUGUGGUCGAAUCUACUACGGCACCAAAUCUGACUGAUUCAAGCCGCAAUGUUAUUGGGUUACCUGUCCGUGGUGGAGGUGGAGGUUAUGGUCCGCCUCCUCGGAGAGCAGAUGCAGGAAUCAGCCCCACUCUCGGAGUAGUUGGUCUUACCCAAACUCUCGAGUUUGAGCGUUCUGUUUCAACCAGACUUAAAUCAUACGGGCUCGUUCGUGAGGUCGUGCCUGAGACCGAGAUCUGCCGAUCUGGCAGAGCAGGAACGUUUGUGAUCAGGAUCGGAGGACUAAGCUUCGUCGAUUCAAGGGAUAUUGUUGUUAACGAUCUAGCUCUCGGAGUAUUGAGACGAAUUGGUACCCUUGGGUCCGACCAUUCCGAUUUUUGCGCGAGCUGGAGCCUGAAGCGUCGCCCCUGA